AUGAAAGAAAGAUUUGUAACGGAUCUGGAUUUUGUAUCUUUAUAUCCUAGCAUUAUCAUGGCCUACAACCUCUCCCCAGAAAAAAAUCAUAUUGGAGUGAGAAAGGCUGAUAAUGUUCAUAAAAUGGGAAUGAGCUUCAUAAGAUUGAGUUUAAAUUCAAUAAGUGUGAUGUUCAAGCUUGAUGCGGUGGAACUUAAAACAUGUCUGGCCUCAUUAGAAAAGAAAAAAAGACAUCUUGGAAAGAUGAAAACUUCAGCUAAAGAAAGAAGCAAAAGGAUUCUGGAAAGCUUUAAUUUAAAAUACUCAUCUGUUUGCUUCGAUUAUAAUUAUUUGGAUUCAAAGCAAAAAGCUUUGAAGGUAUAUAUAAACACAUUUUAUGGAGAAGCGGGAAACUCAAAAUCUCCAAUCUUUCUUUGUGAAUUAGCCUGUAGAACUACUAUAGUGAGAAAAUACAAUCUUAACCUUGUCGUAGAAUUUGUAUCAAGGAAAGGAUUUAGGAUAAAAUAUGGAGAUACUGAUUUUUUGUAUCUCACCUGCCCAGAUAGGUAUUAUGAGAAAUAUGGAAGGUUCCCUUGCACUUAUCCUUGA
Molecule: messenger RNA, 588 nt
Organism: Funneliformis geosporum
Lineage: Eukaryota; Fungi; Glomeromycota; Glomeromycetes; Glomerales; Glomeraceae
Source: the annotation of a GenBank genome assembly